Messenger RNA from Linum tenue, 636 nucleotides. Lineage: Eukaryota; Viridiplantae; Streptophyta; Magnoliopsida; Malpighiales; Linaceae. The record is from the annotation of a GenBank genome assembly.
AUGUACACAGUCUGUUUGCUGAGCAGGUUCAUGGAGUCUCCUACUCGACAGCAUUUGCUUGCUGCUAAGAGAGUGCUAAGGUAUCUAAAGGGCUCAGCAGACUCUGGAAUUUGGUACAGGAAGGGAGAUGGGGAGGAUCAGUUGUUAGGUUACACUGAUAGUGAUUAUGCUGGAGAUGUGGAUGACAGGAGAAGUACCAGUGGGUAUGUCUUCUUCCUUGCAGGUGGGGCUGUCUCUUGGGCAUCAAAGAAGCAACCUAUAGUUACUCUUUCCACCACUGAAGCAGAGUUCAUAGUUGCUGCCUACUGUGUAGCACACUGUGUCUGGUUGAGAAGAAUUCUUGACAGUGUAGGUUGGAGCAGCAGUGUAGCAGAGAAGACAACCAUACUUUGUGACAACAGCUCAGCCAUCAAGUUGUCUAGAAAUCCAGUGCUGCAUGGUCGAAGUAAACAUAUAGAUGUCAAGUUCCAUUUCAUCAGGGAACUAGUGAAGGAAGGGGUGGUUGAGCUGGAAUACUGUCGAUCUGAGGAACAAGUUGCAGAUAUCAUGACUAAGGCUCUAAAGCUGGAAUCAUUUCAGAUCUUGAGAAGCAAGCUUGGUGUGUGUGACUUGGCUGAAGUUGGUCGAGCAAUGUGA